CCUAACUUCGCUCUCCUUUCACUUCUAACCUCCUUGCAUUUCAAUUCGUCGCCGCCACUCAAGACUCUGGAAAAUGGGACGCUACUGCCAACUCGUCAUGGGCCCCGCCGGCAGCGGCAAGUCAACCUACUGCCAGACAAUCAUGCAGCACUGCGAGGCCGCCAAGCGCCGCGUGCACCUGGUGAACCUUGACCCGGCCGCCGAGCGCUUCGAGUACCCGCCCACAAUUGACAUCCGCGAGCUGAUCACCCUGGAGGACGUAAUGGACGAGCUGGGCUAUGGCCCGAACGGCGGCCUGAUCUACUGCUUUGAGUUUCUGAUGGAGAAUCUCGACUGGCUGGAGGACCAGCUCGGCGACUAUGAGGACGACUAUCUGAUCCUCGACUGUCCCGGCCAGAUCGAGCUCUACACGCACAUUCCGAUUAUGCGUCAGAUCGCCCAGCUGCUGCAGCAGUGGAGCUUCCAGGUCGUCGGUGUGUACUGCCUCGAGAGCCAGUUCAUCGAGGACACUGCAAAGUACUUUGCCGGCGUCAUGAGCGCCACGUCUGCUAUGAGCAUGCUGGAGAUUCCCCACAUCAACGUCAUGACCAAGAUGGACCUUGUCUCCGACGACGUCAAAAACAACAUGGACCGAUUCUUUGAUCCCGACCCCCUGCUGCUGGCUGAGGACGCCAACCAGGCCACCAGCGAGAAAUUCAACGACCUCAACCAGGCCAUUGCCAGGCUGAUCGAUGAGUUCAGCAUGGUCAGCUUCCUCCCGCUCGACAUCAAGGACGAGGACUCGGUCGCCUACGUCCUGUCCCACGCCGACAACGCCAUCCAGUGGGGCGAGGACCAGGAGCCCAAGGAGCCCAACGACGAGGUCGAGCUCCCCGAGGACUAAGUACCCGCAACUGUUUUUGAGAGUACAUAAAUUGUAUCUACUGCCUUU
Molecule: messenger RNA, 931 nt
Organism: Linderina pennispora
Lineage: Eukaryota; Fungi; Kickxellomycota; Kickxellomycetes; Kickxellales; Kickxellaceae
Product: GPN-loop GTPase 3-like protein
Exons: 3
Coding region: 74-883 (269 amino acids)
Molecular function (GO): GTPase activity
Source: RefSeq, a predicted model, not a curated record